GCAGGGGAGAAGAUUCAAGGUCCAGAGAGUUAGGUAUUUUUGAUACAUAGAAAUAUAUACAGAGAGCAGAGAAGAGCAGCUGUGUGUAUAGGCGAGAUGGAUCCAGAUGCAGUGGCCAAGGCGUUUGUGGAGCACUACUACUCAACAUUCGAUAACAAUCGUUCGAAUCUGGGGAAUUUGUAUCAGGAAGCUUCGAUGUUGACUUUCGAAGGUCAGAAGAUUCAAGGCUCCGUCAAUAUCGUUGCUAAGCUUACUUCUCUCCCGUUUCAGCAGUGUAAACAUAGCAUCUCCACUGUUGAUUGUCAGCCUUCUGGUCCUGCUGGUGGUAUGCUUGUUUUUGUCUCCGGGAAUCUUCAGCUCGCUGGCGAACAGCAUGCUCUUAGGUUUAGUCAGAUGUUCCAUUUGAUGCCUACACCACAGGGAAGCUUUUAUGUGUUGAAUGACGUAUUCCGGCUGAAUUACGCUUGAAGCUAGUUGGACAAGAUUUCAGAGAGUGGACUCGUAUUCAGUUUAAUAUUUGUGAUCAGAUUCAGUUUUAUUACGUACUCUUUUAAGUAAAAAAUUGAGAACUGGUGAAGAUUUCAGUUGGUUUUUCGUGAUGAUUAUUGCUGUUGUACUCUCCUGAGUCCUGUCUUCAUACACUCAGAGAUUUUCAUCCUUUUGAUUCAAUGAUAUGUGGUUUGUCCCUAUAA
This is a messenger RNA of Daucus carota subsp. sativus, 692 nucleotides long. RefSeq names its product nuclear transport factor 2B. The record is from RefSeq and is a predicted model, not a curated record. The coding region runs from base 97 to 468 and encodes 123 amino acids. Lineage: Eukaryota; Viridiplantae; Streptophyta; Magnoliopsida; Apiales; Apiaceae. Gene Ontology annotation, cellular component: nuclear pore central transport channel. Gene Ontology annotation, biological process: nucleocytoplasmic transport. The transcript is spliced from 2 exons.